Molecule: messenger RNA, 1834 nt
Organism: Cynoglossus semilaevis (tongue sole)
Lineage: Eukaryota; Metazoa; Chordata; Actinopteri; Pleuronectiformes; Cynoglossidae
Gene: c2h1orf210
Product: chromosome 2 C1orf210 homolog
Exons: 6
Coding region: 484-921 (145 amino acids)
Source: RefSeq, a predicted model, not a curated record
UUAACUAGUUCUGCUUCAAAAGAAAUUCAAAGCAGAUCCAGUUCAACCUUUGCACAACACUUCACUGGAUAGACAGACAAAGACUGGGGUUUCCACUAAUGGUCUUUUUAUUGUGAGUUAGACUGGCUGUGGAUUCACAGUAGGCCGUCGUUUCUUGGAUUCAGAGGCGUCUUCAUGAGUAACGCCUCCAGAUUCCACUUGUUUCCGAAGACGGGAGACCUACAGUAUCAUCCAACCGCGCCCCCUGGUGGAGCUGUGAACACCAACCUGACACCAGGAGUUCCAAGAGUCUGCUGGAUCUAAGGGCAGGAGGAGCGCUUAACAAAGCUGGUCUUUCCCAGACGUGCAUGUUUAUGGGAUGUGAAUCCAUUGUUUAUGGUUUCAAACACAGUUAACAGAUAUUGCAAAAAAAAAGAAAGAAAAGGGAAGCAGGAAGAUAUUUGAUGAUUUGAUGUUAAGACUGCAAAGAAGAAUUGAAGCCAGAUGGCAGCGCCAACAAACGUCUCCUUCAGUGACUUUACAACACUCGCAGCACAGAAUGACACAAUCAAGACUAGCAUUACUAACCACAAGUGGGAGUUCUUGGUGGCCGUCCUGGUCUCAGCCAUCUCCAUCUCAGUCAUCAUAGCACUCCUGGCUAAAUGUCAGGUGGUUCGACAUUACCUGGCCAGCUACAGCCACACACGGCUGCGAGAAGCCGACAACGUCAGCCAGUGUGGACCAUCAGACCACCAGGUGGAGUUUUCCUCAACCGACACACACGGAUGGAACCCUCACUCCAUCACUCCAGUCAUUGAAGAAGACGACGACGGCUUCAUCGAAGACAACUACAUCCCAACCAUGGAGAAAAUAAGGGUAGCAGAAAGCUCCGAGGAGGACACAGAGGAGGAAAUGGACGAGAUUGAAUUUUCCAUCGCCUGAACUGAAGAUCUCAGCCUGAUCACCAGAUACACUCCCACCUGACUGUUUAGACUGGAGAUUCUUAAUGUGUUCAUAUACUGACUGCAGUAAGUUUCAAAAUAGGACGAUGAAAUUCAAUUUUCAUCAACAUACAUUCAUAUUAGUAUAUCGUAAUCAUUAUUAUUUCUGUUAAAUUCAUUUAAUUAUUUAUGAUGAGACACAGGUUCAGUAGCGGAACUUUGUGUGAAUCCAAUAUGACCUCACUUAAGUUAUUUUUUAAUUAAUUUUGGGGACAGGUUAAAUGAAUAAACUCUAAAAAGUAUAAAACUGGGGUCAUCUAAAACUUCAAAUGAAAAUGUUCAUGGUUUGUCUUUCACACAUUUAGGUCACGGGGGAUCAGAUUAACACAGAUUAAUUAUAGCUAAUCUCAACUGCAGAGAACAGAGAUCAUUGGACUUUUUGUUUGCCAUAUUGUAAUUGACCUGUGACCAACAGUCUUGACUGUUUGUGCAGGGUGGCACAAUGUGAUUGACGGCAAGUAUUUGCUGAAACUAAACAGAAUUGAUUGGUGUUUGAUUAUUUUUACACACCCCUGCACUGUCAGCGUCAAGGUUAGUAAAAGUAAAAUUGAUGUCCUUUGGGUUUUUUCUGGUCACAGGAUCAAAAUCUGUGCGUUAAAAUGUAAGUUUAUUGCUAUAAUAGCCAACAGUAAGUGAGUAACUAUGACACUGCUCCUGUAGGAGACGCCUGAAGUCUCAGAGGCCACGCAGCUGACGAGAGCAGUCUGACAGGUCUGUGUGAAGCUGAAGAGCUCACACCAGGAAACGCAGUAGAUCAAGUUCAAGUGAGCAAAAACGGAACUAAGACUAUUCUAGCUUCAAAGUAAAACUCCAACACAAUUAAAAAAAAAAAAACCCGAGAAACUUCUUCCGGC